Messenger RNA from Arachis duranensis, 4244 nucleotides. RefSeq names its product disease resistance protein RPV1. Gene Ontology annotation, molecular function: ADP binding. The record is from RefSeq and is a predicted model, not a curated record. Gene Ontology annotation, biological process: signal transduction; defense response. Lineage: Eukaryota; Viridiplantae; Streptophyta; Magnoliopsida; Fabales; Fabaceae.
CCACAGAGCAGCGUCCACCUCACUUUCCUUUCUCUCUUGCAUACGACUUUUUUAAGUGAUCUCGUUAACUCUCUGAAUCAGUCUUCAACCAAACACAACUCUUGGAUCUUCUGUGCACAUAGAAUUCAAUUCUUCUUGAAGCUUCUAACAGAUGGCAUCCAGGUCCUCUUCUGGUUCAAUUCCACUACCACCGCCAAGAGCAUGCACCUAUCACGUGUUCUUGAGUUUCAGGGGUGAAGAUGCUCGCGGACGAUUCACUAGCCAUCUCUAUGACGCCCUCAACAGAAAGGGAAUCACAACCUACAGAGAUGAUAACAAUCUUCGCAAGGGCGAUCUUAUUUCAGAUGAACUCCUCACAGCAAUUGAAGAGUCUAUGUUUGCAGUCAUAGUUCUCUCACCCAACUAUGCUUCCUCCACAUGGUGCUUAGAUGAGCUCCACAAGAUUGUUGAGUACAACAACCUGGGCCUACAGAUUGUGGCAGUGUUCUAUCAUGUUAAGCCUUGUGACGUCAGGCAUCAAAUUGGAGCCUUUGAGGAAGCUUUCAAGAAACAUGAACUCAGAUUCGGAAAAGAAGGUGACAGAGUUAGAAGAUGGAGAAAUGCCUUAACACAAGUUGUCAGUUAUUCUAAUUGGGACUCUGAACGAUUCGAGAACGAGGCCAUACUCGUGGAAAGCAUUACUCAACAUAUACAUGAAAGAUUGAUUAUGAAAUUACCAUCUUCUAUGAAGAAUCUCGUAGGGAUUGAUUCAAGGUUGGAAGAAGUUGUCAGACACAUUGGUCUUGGGGGGAAUGAUGUUCGCUUCAUUGGCAUAUGUGGAAUGGGUGGCAUAGGUAAGACAACUAUUGCUAGAAGAGUCUAUGAAACCAUUCGAAGCGAAUUUAAAGUUAGUUGCUUUCUUGCGGAUGUAAGAGAGAGAUCUGAGAAAAGAGGUAUUGUUCAACUACAGAAGCAACUUCUGGAUUGUAUGAACAUAAAUUCAGAUACUAGAUUCGAUGAUGAGUUUGAGGGAAAGGGGAUAAUUUGUCACUCUUUAUGCCAUAAGAAGGUUCUUCUUGUUCUUGAUGAUGUAGACGAUGGAGGCUUGUUGGAGAAUUUGGCUGGUGAACAAGACUGGUUUGGUCCUGGAAGCAGAAUAAUAAUCACAACUAGAGAUACGCAUGUACUAGAAGUGCAUGGAGCAGCGUAUAGAAUUUGUAAGGUUGAAGGGUUAGAACAAGACGAAGCACUUGAACUCUUUUGUUUGAGAGCUUUUAAAAGGUCAAAUCCUGAAGAAGGGUAUAUGGAUUUGUCCCAAGAAGUGGUUAAGUAUUGUGAUGGUCUUCCAUUGGCACUUGUAGUAUUGGGUUCCCAUCUUUGUGGACAAACCAUUGAUGUUUGGCGUAGUGCUAUUGAGAAAAUAAAGAGUUUUCCUCAUGACAAAAUUUUUAAUACAUUGAAAAUAAGUUAUGAUGGUUUAGAUCAUUCGGAAAAGAAUAUCUUUUUAGAUAUUGCUUGCUUUUUCAAAGGACGUGAGAAAGAUUAUGCAACAAAUAUAUGGAAAAGGUGUGGUUAUCAUGUAGAAGCUAGCAUUGCUGCUUUAAUAAAUAAAUCUUUGCUCGCUAUUGGUGAGUACUACAAGGAGACAUUGGAGAUGCAUGAUCUGCUCGAAGAUAUGGGAAAAUAUAUUGUAAUAAAAGAAUGUCGCGACGAUCCUAGCAAGCAAAGCAGAUUGUGGUCUUACAAGGAUGUUGAUCUUGUACUUGCACAAAACAAGGAAAUUGAAGCAACUCAUAGCAUUGUUCUAUAUAAUAAGAUGGAGUGGGGGUUUAAGGGGAAGCAGAGAGUUUUGGAUAUAAGAGAUUUAUCAUUCUCAAAUAUGUGCAAGCUAAAGAUUCUCAUUUUAGAUAACGUGAAAGGUCCCAUUCUCUGCAAUAUUCCUUGUACAUUAAAGGUUUUGCACUGGAGACGUUGUCCAAUGAAAACUCUGCCCUUUACAGAUCAAAGCUAUGAACUUGUUGACAUUGAUCUUUCUUAUAGCAAAAUUGUACAGUUAUGGGAUGGAAAGAAGGUUCUAAAAAAGUUAGAGCACUUGAAUCUGUCCAACUGCCAUAAGCUGAGGCAAACGCCAGAGCUUUGUGGGGCUCCCAAUCUUAAAACACUUGAUCUUAGUGAAUGUAAGGCGCUGAAUUAUAUUCACCCGUUUCUGGCACACCACAAAAGCCUUGUUGAAUUGAAUUUAUAUGGCUGCAGUAGAUUGAGAAGACUGCCAGAAUUUGGGGAAGGCAUGAAACAAUUAUCGGUUCUUAUUCUGACAGAUACAGGUAUAGAAGAACUACCCGAAGAACUACCCACAACGCCUGGAAAAUUUGCUGGUGUGUCUAAGUUGGACUUAAGUGGAUGUGACAAGCUUACUAGUCUUCCCUUGUCACUUGGAUGUUUCGUUGGCCUAAAGGAGUUGGUGUUGAGUAGAUUCAUGGAGCUUAGUUGUGUUCCAUACAGCACUCAUGGGUUAGAGUCCCUCACAGUUGAGGAUUAUUCUGACAGCCCAAAUAUUGUUGGACUUUUGUGUUCUCUCUCUUCCUUCACCUCUUUGAGUACCCUGAAAUUACACGUUGGUACCCUUUCUUACAAUCUCAGCCAUUUAGCGUCGUUGACGGAUUUGGAUUUAUCGGACAAUGAUUUUUGCCAACUUCCAAUAAGUAUUCUUGAACUUCCCACCCUUUCUUACAAUCUCGGCCAUUUAGCGUCGUUGACGGAUUUGGAUUUAUCGGACAAUGAUUUUUGCCAACUUCCAAUAAGUAUUCUUGAACUUCCCAGACUUACACGUCUGCAGCUAUAUCAUUGCCGUUUUCUGGAGGUUUUGCCAGAGAUUCCAUCAAGUCUAAGAGUAUUACAAGCAGACCGUUGUUGUUCACUGGUUGCAUCCAAGGUAUAUGAUGCUAUAUCAAAAGCGUGUUGUGUCUUUGCAGAAUCAGCUAGCCAAGAUCGUGAAGACUUCUUGCAAAUGUUGAUGCCUGAGUUAUAUCAGGAAAUGCCAGCAUGGUUUGAGGAUCAGGAAGAAGAUAACGGAGUAUCACUCUCAUCCCCUUCAACUGAAAUCAUCGCACUUGCUCUCUGUUUCCUAUUAGAUGGUGACGAAUACUCUGAAGAACAGCCAUCGGUGAUCUGCAACGGUAAAGAAUUCAUCAACACGAGAUUAUUGAAGGUGUCAAUGUCAUCAUAUUAUAAGACUUUGCUCAUUCUCUGCCUGAAUGGUUACAGUUUUAGUAACCUGUUAUGCCAAGAUAAUCGCUUCCAACUGCAGUUUCCCAGUGAUUGUUGUGAAAUCCGAGUAAAAAGAUCUGGAGCACGUUGGGUGUGCAAGCAAGACGUUCAACUUUUGAAGAAAAGAAAAUAUGAAACAGGGAAAGAAAGGCAACUCUUAAACUGAACAUGGACAUGAUUUCACAUUCUUCAGCUUCUAGAAAUAAAAUGCCCGUGGUUGACUCUCCAGUGUAUGAAAAAGAGGUAGAGCGUGCUACCACAUUACUUGCGUCUCUUCGCUUUGCUUCCCACAGCACUUAGUUCGCAUAGCUCAUGACACAGGUUUCUCAAUAUAUUCCAUGUAUGAUUGCCAACCUUAGAUAUCUUUAGCUAAAUGGUUCGCCAGAUCUGAAGCUUUUGACAGAUCUCCUUGCAUCCAUCCACUGCAAUGUGAUACCAGAAAGAAAUGUAAAUCUCGGGCACAAAUGGAGCAAGUGAAGGGCGCAGAUAUAUUUGGGGCUGAUAUUAAUUGUUCUUUAUGUCACCUUUCAUGUUGUUUCAGUUAGUGCUCAAAAAUCAGGUAAUUGGUUCUAUUUUUAUGGAUAUAUCUGGCUUGGGUUAAGUUGAAAUUAUUCAAGCCGAAGAUCAGUUGAGUUUAUAUAAAUAUGAGUAUUUGAAGUUCGUAUUUUAGUUUGUAAUUCUUUUCCUUUCAAUUUUUGGAAAAGAUACUGUGUCACUGUGUCAGGUUCUGAUAGAGGAGAGUUUGUAUUGUGUGAUUACUGGGAAUGUGCAUGUGUGUUAAAUUGCAUGUUUCGAAUAUGAAUUGAGCAUUUGGAUGUUGUAUUUGAGUUCAUGUGAGAUGGCUUUUCUAUUUUUUUUUUCUUUUUUCUUUCAAUAUCUUGAGGAAAAAAAAAUUUAACCUUGGUUUUAUGUGGAAAUUGUCGCAAUGAGGUUAUAGCAACUUUUUUACUAUGUUGGAGGGUUUUUAGGAAGAUCGCUUGAGAUUGACAAUUUUUUAA